UUUUCUCAAACUCACAUUCUUUGCUUUCUACACUUUCCUAAAACACCCCAAAACCAAAGAGAAACAGCUUUUUGAAAAGAAAAAAAAUGAGAACCAUUGCCAGAGUUAGCUCAACAACAACAGCAGAGACUUCAAUAGUGUCACCAACACCAUCCAUGUCAGUGAUGCAGACACAAGCACAGCGGUCUCCGUGGCACUCUCCGGUGCCAUACCUCUUCGGAGGCCUUGCAGCGAUGCUGGGUCUGAUAGCGUUUGCGCUUUUGAUCUUGGCUUGCUCUUAUUGGAAGCUUGCAGGUCAAUUGGAUGAGAGGGAAGGAGGACAAGAGAGAGACUUGGAGAAUGGUGAUGAAAAAGAGGCAGGUGAUUCUGAAAGCAAGGCAGUGAAGGUGUUCGAAGAGAGAUUCUUGGUGAUUAUGGCUGGAGAUGAGAAGCCAACUUUCUUGGCCACACCUAUGUAUUCCAAAGCUGCUUCUUUUGGUGAUGGAGUUAACGUUAAGGGUGAGAAAAAAGAUGGGGACAACAAGGCUGAGAAUUGUGAGACAAUGAAAAAGGAGUUGAGUGACCAUGAACAAGCUACCACUGAAGAAACUAGAGAGUCCCCAGAGAACCAAGAAACCCAAGAUCACAACCAGUGAGCGGCUUGGUUUCUUUGAUUUUUGCCCACCGGAGCAAAGAGAGUUUUUUCAUUUUCAUUUCCUUUUUGAAGGUUUUGGAAAAUUUUUCUUUUUUUUCUUUUUCUUUUUUGGUUGUAGUAUUCGGAGAUAGUAAAUUUUGCUGAGAUGAAAUAGGAGAUGAGAUGACGGAGUUUGAUCUUUCCAGUUAAUUACAGUCAAAUUUCUGAAAGAAAUGAUAGCUUCUUUUUCUUUA
Molecule: messenger RNA, 867 nt
Organism: Quercus lobata
Lineage: Eukaryota; Viridiplantae; Streptophyta; Magnoliopsida; Fagales; Fagaceae
Product: protein GLUTAMINE DUMPER 5-like
Exons: 1
Coding region: 87-635 (182 amino acids)
Biological process (GO): regulation of amino acid export
Source: RefSeq, a predicted model, not a curated record